AUGUGGUCAGGUUCUGUUCCUGCUUUUGAAGAAUUUGUGAAGGCUCUCAAUGACAACAACAUCAAUCUGAAACUAACUCAUGUUAUUGAUGAGCAUGAAUUAGUUUUUUUAGAUCUUAAGAUUUUGCUACAACAAGACGGGACUAUCCAAACAGAACUAUUUAGGAAAGCCACCUCGACUAAUAGUCUGUUACAUUGGGAUAGUCACCAUCCAUAUAAAUUAAAAGCUUCCAUUCCUUAUGGACAGUAUCUACGAGCAUGGCGCAACUGCUCGGUUGACCAAACCUUUUACGAUGAAUGCAAAAUAUUAAGAUCGCGCUUUAAGGAACUUGGUUACCCGAACCGAGUUUUAAAAAGGGCAUUCCAGCGGGUCAGCGGAACACAAGUAAUCGAUGUUAUCGAGCAAGGAGCAGGGGCACACCCAGAUGGUCCCCAGAUUCCAGUUGCUUCUGAUAGUGAUUCAUUCUCCUCACCAGAUGAGGACAAGUUAGCCACUUUUGAGAAACAACUCGAAGAUGAGUACAAAGUUAAGAGCGAAGCAGAAAAGCUGAUAAAGGCGUAUUCUACCGACCGCUCCAAAGAUCAGAAACAUCUCAGUGAUGCUCAGAAAAUACUCCAUGACAGCAAAAGAAAAAUAGAAAUUUUGCGCAUGUUGAUUCUCCAACAUAAAGAAACACCUACAAUAAGUCCAUUGGAGAAACGCAUUGAGGAGUUGAGCCACCGAUUUGCGAUCGAGCGUGCCGUGGCUGAAGGAGCCAAACAUGCCAUCCAGAAAUUGGAUGGAAAGCCGCUUGUUGAGGCACAAUCAAUACUACAGGCGUCAAAUGAAAAGCUGGACCUCCUUAAAUAUUCCUUGCAGGAACGAGUGAAAGAACUUCCUGAUGGCCACCAUAGGAAGAGUAUAACCACCGAGGAACUGUCCCUUGGUUCAGUCAAAUCCAAGUCCAUAGCACUAACCGUUUUGGUUGAUUUAUAUUCUGAUAAAGAUUGUAAUAGCCAUUGUUACAAUAUUUAUUCUGAUUGUUUGACAGGUACUCUGAAAGUGCGAGUAAAGGGCUGUCACGGUAUUCUGGAGAAUGUACCUGGCAGACUAAAGGACCCGUCAGAUGUUCUCCCUGGCAGGAGUCCACGUCGAGGAAGAUUCUUAUUAAUGAACCGGAUCAGAAGAAACAACCGUGGCAGCAAUCAGAACAUCCAAGAGACUUUUGACUUUUCUAGUGAAGUCCGUACUCAGCUGAAGAUCGAUCAUAUUCCAGUGGGUUCAACAAGUUGGAAAACUGUUUCUAACCCAUCCUGGAAUAAGACAUUUAAACUGGAUUUAGAUAAGUCUCGGGAGCUAGAAAUAUCCUUAUAUUGGCAUGAUCAGAGAUCACUGUGUGCCACAAAGACUCUGAAGUUGGAAGAAUUCCUGUUGAACCCCAAACAGGAACUGUGUCUACAACUGGAACCACAGGGCACCCUUUUCAUCAAGGUGACGUUUUCCAGUCCUUUCACCCAGAAAAGGCCAAAGCUUCAAACAAUUAAGAAAUUAAUCUCCUCAAAACAAGAGGAGACCACCGAACCAGCUCCACUGGAGGAUGCAGCUAUUGAUGCUCAUUCGCUGCCAGAAUCGGAUACUGAGAGCGUGGAUUCAUCGGCGCCGGCUGUGGAUACUGAAACGGAAAAGACCAUCCAGCCAGCUCCAGAAGAAGAUGUUGUUACUGACAAUCCUAUAUUGCCAGUAGCCACUGAGAGCAUGCGCCCAUUAACACCUGAUGCUGAUACCAUUACAGAAGAGACCUUCCAACCACAUCCAGUGGAAGCUACAACUAUUGACAAUGUACCAGUAGUGGACACUGAGAAUGUGGAUUCAACACUACCAGCUAUCAACACCAUUAGUGAAGAAACUAUCCAACCACCUCCAGUGGAAGCUAGAAUUUUUGACAAUGCUCCACUGCCAGUAGCAGUAGAGGACUCUGUGAGCAUGGAACCAUUACCACCAGCUAUUGUAAGCUUGCUAGAAAUGACAAUCCAACCAGCUCUAGAAGUUGAUUUAGUUACUGACCCUACUCCAUUGCCAGUAAAGGACACGGACAGCGUGGAGCCAUCGGUGCCAGCUGUUGAUGAAAUUACAGAAAAGACAAUUCAACCAGCUCCAGAGGAGGAUGCAGCUAUUAAUCCUCAAUCACUACCAGUAGAGGACUCUGAGAGCAUGAAGCCAUUGCUGCCAGCUGACGAUGAAGAUACAGAAAAGACAAUCCAACCACCUCCAGAGGAGGAUGCAGCUAUUAAUCCUCAAUCACUACCAGUAGAGGACUCUGAGAGCAUGAAGCCAUUGCUGCCAGCUGACGAUGAAGAUACAGAAAAGAUAAUCCAACCAGCUCCAGAGCAGGCUGUAGUAAUUGACACGCCUCAAGUGUCAGCAGUGGACAAUAAGAAAGUGGAAUCAUCACCACCUGGUGCUGCUACUGAUAUGGAAAAAAACAUCCAAACAUCAACAGAGAAAGAUGCAGUUAUUGAUAUUGAUAACAUUGCAGAAGAAACCACUGGACCACCAAAGGGUUUAGUUUGUGACGCUGUUCCAUUGGCAGAAGCAGAUGUGGAAAAUCCAUCAUCAUCAGCUGGUAUUCAGCAAGGAGCUCGGCUGAGCAUUCAGGAUUUUGAUUGUCUCUGUGUGCUGGGAAGAGGAGCAUUUGGAAAGGUUCUGCUUGUUGAGUACAAGCGUACAAAGAGCAAAUUUGCUUUAAAAGCCCAAAAAAAACAAGACAUAACUGGAACUAAAAGAGUCCCAAGGCUUAUAUGUGAAAAGGAAAUCCUACAGACUGUGAGCGAAGUACAGCAUCCUUUCCUUGUUAACAUGUUGGCAAGUUUCCAGACUCAGGGUCAUUUUUGUUUUUUAAUGGAGUAUGCCGCUGGUGGGGACUUAAUGACCGAUAUUAGGAACAACAACUUUCAGCCAUUUUCCACAACCAGAGCUGUGUUUUAUGCGGCGUGUUGUGUGCUCGGCCUGGAUUUCUUGCAUCAAAACGAUAUUGUUCACAGAGAUCUCAAAUUGGAAAACAUUGUAAUUGACAUAGAUGGAUUUGCCAAAAUUACAGACUUUGGUCUUAGUAAACAAGGGAUGGGAUAUGGAGAUGAAGACCGAACAUAUUGUGGCACCCUGCAUUACAUGGCACCGGAAAUGGUUUGCGGUAAACCAUACACAACAUCUAUUGACUGGUGGAGUCUCGGUGCAGUUAUUUAUAUAAUGCUGUGUGGAAUGUAUCCCUUCUCAGGUAACAGAAGAGAGGUGAGGUAUAAUAUUGUCUAUUCAACGCCGCACUAUCCGAGGUUCCUGACUGCAGAAGCACGAUCAAUAUUAAGAAGUCUUUUGCAUAAAGAUCCCAAAGUCCGUCUAGGAGCCAGCGAGAAUGAUGCCUGGGAUCUGAAGAGCCACCCUUUUUUUAAACAUAUAGACUGGUUCGCAUUAUUGUUUAAGAGUGUCAGGCCGCCAUGCGUACCAUCCAUCGAGGGACCAGACGACGUCCGCUACUUUAAUAGAAUGUACACAUCAUGCGCCCCCAUUCUGACACCGCCAGGCGAGUCUGAGUCACUAUCUGAUGUAGAGCUGGAGCUAUUCAAAGAUUUUGACUGGGUUUCCGAUAGGAUUUAA
Messenger RNA from Pelobates fuscus (common spadefoot toad), 3630 nucleotides. Its product is annotated as serine/threonine-protein kinase N2-like. Gene Ontology annotation, cellular component: cytoplasm; nucleus. Gene Ontology annotation, molecular function: protein serine/threonine kinase activity; ATP binding. Lineage: Eukaryota; Metazoa; Chordata; Amphibia; Anura; Pelobatidae. The coding region runs from base 1 to 3630 and encodes 1209 amino acids. The record is from RefSeq and is a predicted model, not a curated record. The transcript is spliced from 21 exons. Gene Ontology annotation, biological process: protein phosphorylation; signal transduction.